AUGCCAUCAGCUGUAACUGCGUGUCUGCAGCGUGCUAAGGGCACAACUCGAUCGGAGUUGGCGAAUGUUGCUUCUCAUCUGGCAGUUUCGCUUAUGAGUGAGAAGGAGAAAGAAGAGCUGCUGCCAUCAAUGCUUUCGGCGUUAGACAAGCCUAAUGUUACGGCUGGAGAUUGUUGGCUAGCAAGCGCUUUCAUCGUAACCUGCCCCACAUCUACUGCUACCACAUUGUCAACAAUAAACAAACUUUUGAAUAUCGCCGAAGAAGGCUACAAUAAGCCUAACAAUGUGUUGGAAUCGGCUCUGGGUGCACUUUCCAAUAUUCUGCGUAGAAUUUUGUCAAAGGAUGAGAAGUUUGAACUGUCUGAAGAGGAUCUUGGUCGCGUGCUAGCUGUUUGCGAGAAGAUUGCAGUCUCCAGGAAGGACGCUGUAUCGACAAAGGCACAUGAGGAGUCCACUAGAGCUAUAGGGUUCUGCGCCACUACCAUGGAUGAUGGACUUUACGAAAAGCUGACGUCAAGUCUAUACUCAAUUGGAAGCGGUCCCCCACAACCUGAAGUGCAACUUGUAGUUGGAUCUGCUUUAUUUGACGUUGCCCUUGGACCGUACACAUCUUCUCGGCGCAAUCUUUACUUGAUAGCUGAGGACGACAUCAAGCUCCCUUCUUUACCCAACGACGUUCAACAGAAGUGUGAAGAUCGAUUGAGCCGUAUAUUGUCCAAAAUCUUCGAGAAACUUCCUUCCACAAAUCAUCAUGAAAGAAGAUCUGCACUUGUUUGGUUGUUUGUUAUAGUAAGAAAAAGUUCCAAAGCCAAAGCUGCUGUCCUGCAUGGUAUGCUAGACAGAAUCCAAUCGGCGUUCGGGAUGGGACUAUCAGAAACCGAUGAUUUCAUCCAGGAUAUUGCUUCGAACGGAGUAGGUUUAAUCUACGAACUGGCAACGGCUGAGCAGCGCAAGGCUCUUGUGAACGAUCUUAUGUCCAAUAUAUCUGAAGGAAAACCGUUUGCGGCUGUUAAACUCGACUCAAAUUCCGUUGUUUUUGGCAAGGAACAAAACAUAACUGGUCCUGAUGGAGUUUGUCCAUAUUCGGACGAUACUGUUUUGUGGUUUAGACAGCAGUUGAGCACAUACAAAGAGCUGUGCUCCUUAGCUACAGAUCUUAAUCAGCCUGAUCUCGUUUAUAAGUUCAUGAAUCUUGCAAGACACAACUCUGUGUGGAACACCAAAAAG
Molecule: messenger RNA, 1227 nt
Organism: Cylicostephanus goldi
Lineage: Eukaryota; Metazoa; Nematoda; Chromadorea; Rhabditida; Strongylidae
Source: the annotation of a GenBank genome assembly